GUUGCACUUGCACAGGAAGUGCGACGGCAGAUUACAGCACUCGGCAUUCUCCACGCAUCGCGCUGCUAUCGCGGGAUCUUGGCAUUCGUCAAUGUCUGCAAGUAAGGGAACAAACGACCGUGCGGACCGUGAUUAAUCGAAGAUGCUACACAAUAAAUGACAAGCGGCGGCACAAUCCAAGAGACGUGUUCUAGCUCUGGCUCUACCUCUGGCUCUGAAUUCAGGUCUCCUCUACGCAUUUUGCCGCUUGAAUGCGCGCUUUGCUCGCAUUCACAGUCGCCGGGAAUCGGACAUGGAGUAGCAGCUGUAGCAGUGUUGGCAAUGGAUGCCAUCGAGAUUUGCAUAUUACGCAUGACAUUUCAGUGUCAUUCGCGCUGGUGGAAGCUUCACGAUGACAAUGUCAAAGCACAGGAUGCACCAGUUGCAUACAUUUUCAUAUCAAUUGGAUACGAACACGAAUACUAGUUGGAGUGUGUGGUCAAUGCU
Messenger RNA from Drosophila subobscura, 486 nucleotides. RefSeq lists its product as uncharacterized. The record is from RefSeq and is a predicted model, not a curated record. The transcript is spliced from 2 exons. The coding region runs from base 157 to 465 and encodes 102 amino acids. NCBI's taxonomy places the organism in Eukaryota, Metazoa, Arthropoda, Insecta, Diptera, Drosophilidae.